Messenger RNA from Pogoniulus pusillus (Red-fronted tinkerbird), 767 nucleotides. RefSeq names its product mitochondrial ribosomal protein L14 (gene MRPL14). The record is from RefSeq and is a predicted model, not a curated record. Gene Ontology annotation, cellular component: mitochondrion; ribosome. The transcript has 3 exons. Lineage: Eukaryota; Metazoa; Chordata; Aves; Piciformes; Lybiidae. Gene Ontology annotation, molecular function: structural constituent of ribosome. Gene Ontology annotation, biological process: translation. The coding region runs from base 67 to 507 and encodes 146 amino acids.
GCUGCUGCUGCGCCUGCGCGGGCGGAGGUGCGCGUCCCCCUUGGAGGGCAGGUUACCAGAAUCUAAAUGGCUCUCUGGAGUGGGCAGUUUGGUUUAUCUCUAACCAAUCUGGGCAGCGCAGUGACCCAGCGACACUUCAGUGUCACUGGAGCAUGCCAAGCAAUACAGAAACUCACCCGUGUGCGAGUGGUGGACAACAGCGCCCUGGGGAACACGCCCUACCACCGACCACCGAGAUGUAUCCACGUGUAUAACAAGAAUGGUGUUGGCAAAGUGGGAGAUAAGAUUCUCUUGGCUAUCAAAGGAGAAAAGAAGAAGGCUUUAAUUGUAGGGCACAAGAUGCCUGGCCCCCCCAUGACGCCUAGGUUUGAUUCCAACAAUGUGGUACUGAUAGAAGACAAUGGAAAUCCAAUAGGGACUAGAAUAAAAACACCAAUACCUUAUAGCUUGCGACAGAGAGAAGGAGAGUUCUCCAAAGUACUGGCUAUUGCCCGUAACUUUGUGUGAAAGCUGGCAAUCUUUUCAUACAGUAGCAGCUGCGGCCCUUUCCUAGAAGCUGGUGUAAAAGUUGAGGUUCAUAAGAAGUCUUUUCCUGUUACAGAAUUAAAAGCAACUAUUUUAAGUGUUGAAACAUCUUUCUCUUUUUUAAUUCCAAAAGAAUGUUGAUUUAUUUCACAGAACAUCUACAGAGUGUUUGGGAAAUGGUCCUUCACCCUUACUGCUACAGUGGUCUUACUGUCUCUAAUUAAAAAGAGAACAUGAAAAUC